AUGGCACUCUCGGCCGCCAGUAUGCCGCGGAUGCUGGCAGAAAUCCUGGCAUCCCUUCAUCUCACGCCUUCUCGCGGCCUCUACGAAGUCCUAACGGAAACGCGCGUAUCUUGCCAUCACCAGGACCGCUUGAGAGCGAAGUCUGCUUCCAUGCCUCGCUUGACAGUGCCAAUGCGAACCAGAACGCCCGUGAGCAACAUUGGUCCAACCAGACCUUCGACCAGCGACAGCUUUGAUACCCACAGCAGCCUUAGAGACGAUCGGAGAUGUCUUCCAUCGUACCGAGAUACUGCUUCAGAGAUCAUCUCGAUGUAUGCCUCUGACAGUCAACGUUCUACCUAUAGCCCAUUCUCGCCCAAAUAUCGCGAUGACCAGCGGUCGUUUUCCAUGACGAGCUGCAGUUCUCGAGCGCUACCCAACAAGUCGUCUACUGGCACCAUGCAGAGCCAAGCCAGCGGUCCGGCUCUACAGAGACCUCGCUCCCCCUUCCCCUACCCAACCAGACUUAAGCGCCCGGGAGUUCGACCUUCCUCUCCCGCCGUGACAGAGAGUGGCGCUGUGGACUAUAGUAGAAUGGUCGAGAUCGACCGUGCUUCACAGCGAACCAUCCAUGGAUCGUAUAUGUCCACCUACGCUCAAUAUGGCCGCAGAUCAGGACCCGCGAUGUCCCGACUCCAUCCAUAUGGAUCCGUUUCAUCCCUCUCAAGCCACAGUUCGAGGCCGGGUCCGAGAUCCUAUGCGAGAACGAACUCGAGUGGCUCCGCUGCUUGGAGUCCGGGCCUUCGCAGACAGCUUGAAAUGGAAUCAUCAGACUAUAAUACGAGGACUCCAAGUUUGACUUCCAUCGUCGACAUGUACCGCUCGUCGUCAGGAAUUUCACCCGACUUGAAAUACGGAUCUCAUCGACUGCCCAGCAGAACAUUCUACUACGAUUACUCGGAGGACUUUGAUACUUUCCCUGAUGGCAAUCCCGCAUGGACUGGACCUUUGGCGCCUGUCCCAACUCGAGUACCCGACAUGUAUAGAGCGAGGAUACUAAAUGAUGGCAGUGCUGGUCCCUUCCUGAACAUGAACCGCUAUCCUUCCCAGGAUGACGUCUGCGAGGGUCCGCAAAAUUACUCUGGCGCAACAAAUACCAUGAAGACCCACGAGUCAAACAUCGCCCAUGACUCGAUUGAGGAACAUGAAGGCGAAGAAGGACCAUUCAACUACCCUGAUGACGACUCACCUCGUGGUUCUAUGGUAGGAAGGAAAGAUGUCAACGGAGCCACCAAUGUAUCGUCACUGCAGGCUAUGACUAUGCCCAGUACCGAAAAGAGAAAGAGCUGCCACCACAGUGACGCUAGUAUCUCAGAAAAAUCGGACGAUCUGGCAGCUGCGACAGCGGAGAAUCCAGAUGAACAAUCGAACUCUGAUGCCAGGCGGAUAACGGUGCAUGAUGAGAGCGACGGCCUCGAAGAAGGCGACAACGAGAACUCGAGGUCGAGCUUUGGCAACAAUGCGAUCCAUGUGCCUCAACUAGAAGAUCCUUUGUCAGCGAGAACCUCCCUAUACAGACACUACUUGCGCCACCAGUCGGUCAGAGCCCGUUAUACUGCAGCCUGUACCAGUCUCGCCGGCCAAAAGGCUCCGGCUACAAAACAGUGUCCCAAAGCUCAUGAAAGCAUUGCCAGAUCUGCCGUCCAGUUCAGCUAG
Messenger RNA from Neurospora hispaniola, 1695 nucleotides. RefSeq lists its product as uncharacterized. The transcript is spliced from 4 exons. NCBI's taxonomy places the organism in Eukaryota, Fungi, Ascomycota, Sordariomycetes, Sordariales, Sordariaceae. The coding region runs from base 1 to 1695 and encodes 564 amino acids. The record is from RefSeq and is a predicted model, not a curated record.